This is a messenger RNA of Bactrocera oleae (olive fruit fly), 932 nucleotides long. Its product is annotated as glutathione S-transferase D1. Gene Ontology annotation, molecular function: glutathione transferase activity. Lineage: Eukaryota; Metazoa; Arthropoda; Insecta; Diptera; Tephritidae. The record is from RefSeq and is a predicted model, not a curated record. Gene Ontology annotation, biological process: glutathione metabolic process.
GAUAUAAAAGUAGUGAAACCUUUAAAUAGCACACUUUUUACGACAGAUUCUCAGUUGUGUAUAAUUCUUCAGAGUGUAGGCACCUUAAUUUAAGCAAAGUCGUCAUGGAUUUCUAUUACCUCCUCGAAUCUGCGCCCUGCCGCUCUAUUCUAAUGCUUGCCAAAGCAUUGGGUCUUGAAUUGAAUCGCAAGUUGUUAAGCUUGAAGAAUAAUGAACACUUGACACCCGAAUUCCUGCAGUUAAAUCCGCAACAUACCAUUCCCACGUUGGUGGACAAUGGCUACUCGGUUUGGGAAUCACGCGUCAUACUCAUCUACUUGGCCGAAAAAUAUGGCAAAGACGAUUCGCUGUACCCAAAAUGCCCCAAAAAGAGAGCUGUUGUCAAUCAGCGUCUAUUCUUCGAUCUCAGCUUGUAUGCGUUCUUUGCCGAUUACUAUUAUCCCAUCGCUAGAGAUAAACAGACGCCAGUACUAGAGCGUUUGACCAAACUUGAGGGUCAAUUCGAGUUUUUGAACACAUUCUUGGACGGGCAAACGUACGUCGCUAACGGUAGUUUGUCGAUUGCCGAUUUCACUUUGUAUGCCACUGUCUCGACGAUUGUGACAUGCGUUGCAAGUAUUGAUUUGAACAAAUACCCAGACAUUGCCAGAUGGUUUGAACACCUCAGCAAAACACUACCCGGCGCAGAUGAAAAUCAGAAAGGUUGUGAUUUAAUUAAGGCAUAUUGGUAAUUGUUCUUUCAGCGAUUCACUCAUAAACUGUGGAACUCGUGAGAAAUAUGGAAUGCUUUAAGUUCAAUAAUAAAAAUAAGUGCAUAUACAUAAGUACAUGUUACAGUAAUUAUUAUAAUCACUAUCAUUCUGUAGCUUAUUAGUUCAUUUUAUAUAAAGAAUAUAUUGCUAUCCUUUUAAGUACAGCAGAAUAAUAUUGUA